Raphanus sativus (radish) is the source of this 1288-nucleotide messenger RNA. RefSeq lists its product as uncharacterized. NCBI's taxonomy places the organism in Eukaryota, Viridiplantae, Streptophyta, Magnoliopsida, Brassicales, Brassicaceae. Gene Ontology annotation, biological process: retrograde vesicle-mediated transport, Golgi to endoplasmic reticulum. The transcript is spliced from 8 exons. The record is from RefSeq and is a predicted model, not a curated record. Gene Ontology annotation, cellular component: endoplasmic reticulum; SNARE complex. Gene Ontology annotation, molecular function: SNAP receptor activity. The coding region runs from base 164 to 1039 and encodes 291 amino acids.
ACUACGUCGUUUAUCAUCCUCCAAAAAAAAAACGAUUUUUUUUUUCUUUCUUCGUCUAAUUGCUUUCCCAGAAACGAAUUUGGAUCUCCACUUUCGUUGGCCGAUCUUCUUCGUUCUCUCUUUCAGUUACACUGUUCUAAUCUUUCGCUCAACCAAUUGAGAGAUGGAGGACGAGGUAGUAGUACAAGUGGAGAAGACGAAGAGAGAAUGGGACGACGCGUACGAGAAGACCAUCGAACAUAUCAUAGCGAUACAAGAGUACGGUAGCGAAUCAAGUAGAGGAGGCGAGGAGAAGAUUUCUCUACAGAGGCUCAACGGAUUGGCUCAGGACGGUCUCUCUCUUCUCAACUCUCUUCAAUUCAAUCUCGAUCUCCUCGCUCCUCAGCUCCCUUCUGAUCACCAGGUCCAGUCCACUCACUCCAUGCUUGAAACCUGGAAGAAUCAGUAUCAAAGUUUGAGGGUUAACCUGAGAAGUGCUAAUUUGAAAGCAAAGGAUAACAUGAGGAAAGCUGCUCAACAAGAGAGAGAGCUUCUUCUCGGUGGUGGAACAGAGUCCACUGAUCUCAGACGUAAACGACAAGCAAAUGCUGGCGUGACGUCGGAUGCUGAAAGCAUAACUGAAAGUCUCAGGCGUUCACGGCAACUGAUGGUGCAGGAAGUGGAGAGAAGUACAAACACUCUCGUGGCCUUUGAUGAAUCUACUGGAGUACUUAAGAAAGCCGAGAGUGAAUACAAGGGACACAGGUCUCUCUUGUCGAGGACUCGGAAUCUACUUUCUACAAUGCAACGUCAAGACGUAAUUGACAGGAUAAUCCUCAUUAUUGGAUUUUCCCUCUUCGCCUGCGCUGUUCUUUACGUUGUUUCAAAGCGGAUUGGGAUUCUGAGACUGCAACAGCUGGCUACGGCUGCCAUUAAAUCUCGACUGGCUGGAAAAGCAGCAAAUGGUGAUGCCAUGCCUCUCGGACAACAGUUUGAUGCAGGGAAUACAGUUCCAAAUGUUGAUAUUCCUAUGCAACAACCCCUGCACGAUGAACUUUAAAAGCUAUUUUAGAUGCUCAAGCUCCUGAUAUUUGCACUGUAUCGAAAGGACCCAGUUACUUGUUCAUUAAGUUCAUGAAUAUAUAUAUUACUAUAUGUCACGUAGGAGUGCUCUCCCUACGUGAGAGUGAGAGUCAAAAGUCUUUUUUUAGGCUCUGCUCUGUUUAGUUUUUGAAUCAGAGUGAGAGGUGAGUCUUGUUUUGUUCCUUUGAAUUCACAUGGAAAUUGCAAAAUCUCAGCUUUCAUUUCA